UGAGCGUGCAAGUCGUCAUUUUCUUUUCAAUUUUGUCAAUAUUUUAAAGUGGAGCAAAAGUAAAUCAAAGGUGUUGGUAUUAAUUUCUCGUGAUUACUUUGUUCCCGAGGAAUCAUCUAGCAAGGAAAAUAUGUCGUUGUCCAGCAUACUACCAGCUCCAACUAAUCCCAUAUGGGAUCGUGACGACGAUCGCAAACAUGGAACUUCUUCAGCCAAAGGUAUCCCGAGUAUCGGAGCCCUGGUCAGUGCCAAAGUUGCUGCCCCUCCCUAUGGCCAGCGCAAGGGUUGGAUUCCGAGAACCGAAGAAGAUUACGGAGAUGGAGGUGCUUUUCCAGAAAUUCAAGUAGCGCAGUAUCCGCUAGGAAUGGGAGCCCCCGGAAAUGCCAGCAAAAAAUCUAAUGCAUUGGCUGUCCAACUGGAUUCGUCAGGGAAAGUCAAAUAUGACGCUAUUGCAAGACAAGGUCACUCGAAGGAAAAAAUAGUGUAUUCCAAUAUAAACCAACUACUUCCGGCAGAAGUACUCGCGGAGGAUGCAGAGGAACUACAGAUGCCUGAUCAAGAAACUUUGAACGAAAUAACCGAAAAUACUAGGAAAGCACUGGAAAAGUUAACCAAUCAGAAGAUUGUGUCCGCUAUGCCAGUACGUGCUGCCGAAAAACAGGCUCCAGCGCAGUACAUCCGCUACACUCCUUCACAGCAGGGCGAUGCUUUCAAUUCGGGGGCUAAACAACGGAUUAUUCGCAUGGUAGAAGCACAAGUAGACCCAAUGGAACCGCCUAGGUUCCGAAUAAACAAAAAGAUUCCAAGAGGUCCGCCAUCUCCCCCAGCCCCUGUACUACAUUCUCCUACAAGAAAGGUAACUGUUAAGGAACAGCGAGAAUGGAAGGUUCCUCCAUGUAUCUCCAACUGGAAAAAUGCUAAGGGUUAUACAAUUCCACUUGACAAACGUUUAGCUGCUGACGGUCGCGGUUUGCAACAGGUUCAUAUUAAUGAGAAGUUUGCGAAAAUGGCUGAAGCCUUGUAUAUUGCCGAUCGAAAAGCUCGCGAAGCAGUCGAAGCUCGAGCACAACUGGAGAAAAAACUGGCUCAGAAAGAGAAGGAAAAGAAAGAAGACAUGCUGCGACAGAUGGCACAGCGGGCUCGUGAAGAACGUGCUGGUAUUCGUCAUCCAGGCGAGGCUAGUGGCUCUGGCGAUCCGACAAUAAUACCGGCUGAGCUCCGAGAACGAGAUGAGAUUCGUGCUGAACGUCAUCGUGAACGUGCUCGAGAUCGUAAUCUGGCCAGAGCUGCUCCUGACAAAAGGUCUAAACUUCAACGUGAAAGAGAGCGUGACAUUUCAGAACAGAUUGCUCUCGGAAUGCCAGCCAAAACUUCACUGGCCGGGGAGGCUCAAUUUGAUCAACGUUUGUUUAACACUACCAAGGGUAUGGACUCCGGGUACGGGGACGAUGAAGCCUAUAACGUGUACGAUAAACCGUGGCGUGACUCGGGUACUCUAGGCUCUCAUCUCUACCGUCCCAGCAAAUCGCUGGACAACGAUGCUUACGGAGCUGAUCUGGAUCAAAUUAUGAACACUAGGCGCUUUGUCCCGGACAAAGAAUUUAGCGGAACCGAUCGUACCGAACAAGCUGCCCGCCAGGGUCCGGUACAGUUUGAAAAAGAAGAGGAUCCUUUCGGUUUAGAUCAGUUCUUGAACAUGGCAAAGAAAGCGCCUAAGCGAAAGGAGGACGCUAUGGCUGGAAGUAGCAGCAAUCGUGAUAAAGAUAGAAAAAAACGUAGGGAUUAGGCACUUUGUCCUUGAACCUCCCCCUGUCAUCUCCUUUCUCUGAACAUAUAGAAUCAAUCUACAGUUCAUCUGAUUCUGUGCUACAAACUCAACUUGAAACAUAUGAACAUAAAAAUUUUCUAUAAGUAUAUAAAUUCGAAAUUCAAGUUCGGUAUCAACUAUUAAUUUUGAUAAUUUAAAUAAACUUAUGGAAUAAAUAAAUGAGUUUG
This is a messenger RNA of Uranotaenia lowii, 1995 nucleotides long. It is a transcript of the gene Bx42, whose product is annotated as puff-specific protein Bx42. The record is from RefSeq and is a predicted model, not a curated record. The coding region runs from base 131 to 1786 and encodes 551 amino acids. Lineage: Eukaryota; Metazoa; Arthropoda; Insecta; Diptera; Culicidae. Gene Ontology annotation, cellular component: spliceosomal complex. The transcript has 2 exons. Gene Ontology annotation, biological process: mRNA splicing, via spliceosome.